This is a messenger RNA of Lottia gigantea (owl limpet), 2838 nucleotides long. RefSeq lists its product as hypothetical. The transcript is spliced from 22 exons. Gene Ontology annotation, molecular function: phosphatidylinositol binding; D-type glycerophospholipase activity. The coding region runs from base 1 to 2838 and encodes 945 amino acids. NCBI's taxonomy places the organism in Eukaryota, Metazoa, Mollusca, Gastropoda, Lottiidae. Gene Ontology annotation, biological process: phosphatidic acid biosynthetic process; intracellular signal transduction; cell motility. The record is from RefSeq and is a predicted model, not a curated record.
AUGAAAAAUGUUCCUAUUCAAGUCUGUAAUUUUGUUAACAGGUACACCAUCAAUGUUAAACAUGGGGAAUUUACAUGGAUUGUUAAAAAGAGAUAUAAACAUUUUCUACAGUUAUUUGAACAUCUGUCAAUAUUUCGAGCAAAGCAAAGUUUUCCACUACCUUCUAAAGACCACAGAGAAAGAAGAAAAACAUUAAAUAAAGAGAAGAUGAGUGUUAAAUUUCCCAAGAGGCCAGAAGCUUUAGUUUCAGAGGAUUCAAUUCCUCAGAGAAUGAAACAACUUGAAAAAUAUUUACAAAGCCUGUUGAAAAUUAAGUUGUAUAGAAAUCACACACAAACAAUAGAAUUUUUAGAAGUUAGCCAUUUGUCAUUCAUCAAAGCAUUAGGAAAUACUAAAGAGAAAGAAUGCAUGGUAAAGAAAUGUUCUGGUGGACGUCGUAUACUUACCUGUUGGGGAUGUGUUAGAAAUUUAUCUCUCUUUAGUAGAUGGAAUAAAAGGUGGCUAGUCUUAAAAGACACUUUCUUAGCAUAUAUUAGACCUGAAGAUGGUUAUGUUAGAGAUGUUUUAUUAAUGGAUUCCCAUUUUAAUGUUGAAUGUGGAAGUAAUGCCACUGGUUCUCAAGAUGGUGUUAGCAUUGGCAACUUACAAAGGAAUUUGAUUGUGAAAUGCUGGACUGCAAGAAAAGCUCAAGAAUUCACAGAAAGGAUCAGAAUAAAGGGACAAACUACAGCUUCAGACUUCACCAAAAAAAAUCGUUUUAAAGCCUUUGCUCCCAUGCGAGAAAAUUCAUAUGCACAUUGGUUUGUUGAUGCUGGUAGUUAUUUUGAAGCUGUUGCUGAAUCACUAGAAAAGGCUAGAGAAGAAAUCUUUAUAACAGAUUGGUGGUUGAGUCCUGAAAUAUAUUUAAAACGACCAAUGACAGAAGGGGACAAAUGGAGAUUAGAUGUAAUAUUAAAAAGGAAAGCUGAUGCUGGUGUAAAGAUUUAUAUUAUGUUAUAUAAGGAAGUAACGGUAGCUUUAAAUAUAGAUAGUGCAUAUAGUAAAUAUAAACUAUUAGGUUUAAAUUCGGAAAAUAUUAGGGUCAUAAGACAUCCUGAUCAUUUACCAGGAGAUGUUUUACUGUGGGCUCAUCAUGAAAAAAUGGUUGUUAUAGAUCAAAGAGUUGCCUUUCUUGGAGGUAUUGACCUUUGUUAUGGUAGAUGGGAUGAUUCUCAGCACAGAUUAACAGAUCUCGGAUACAUAAUCACACGGCGAAACUCUGUGAUAGAUCUACCUCAAAUUUCUAUGUCCAACAAGGUUUGUCUUCACUUAGAUACUAGCAAAGCUGGCAAUUUGAAACACAAUUAUAAAAAUAGUGAACAGGACAAUGAUGAUCAUAUCGAUUCUAUUGGGGAAAAUGGAGGAACUGGUAAACAGACACAAAAGACACAGAAUUCAUCUAAAUUGACUGAUAUCUCUGCCGUUGCUAGGACAGCUUCCAUGUUAGAUAGUGAACAAGCUAUUGAUGAACAAGGUUUAAAAGUUUCUACUAAAUUAUGGAUUGGCAAAGAUUAUGUUAAUUUUAUAUUUAAGGAUUUAGUUCAACUAGAUGCACCAUUUACUGAUUUUAUUGACAGAAAAACUAUGCCUAGAAUGCCAUGGCAUGAUAUUGGAGCAGUCGUUUAUGGAAAAGCUGCAAGAGAUGUGGCUCGACAUUUUAUUACCCGAUGGAAUUUCACAAAGACCAAAAAAUUUAAAGAGAAGACUAAUUAUCCAUUAUUGAUGCCAAGAAAUUACAGCCGGUGUUCAGUACCGACAUCCAUUAAAACAGUUACAUAUGAUGUGAAAACACAGAUUUUGAGAAGUUCCUGCAGCUGGUCAGCUGGUUUGGCUGAAAUUGAAGCAUCCAUUCAUACAGCAUAUAUUCAUUGUAUAGAAAAUGCUAAGCAUUAUAUUUAUAUUGAGAAUCAGUUUUUUGUUACACAGAUAGAUGAUGGUAAUAAUUCUCAAAAUGUAGUAUUAAAUGGUAUUGGUGAUGCACUAUAUAGGCGUAUAAUUAGAGCACAUAGAUGUCAAGAUGAAUUUAGAGUGUAUGUUGUGAUGCCAUUAUUGCCUGCUUUUGAAGGAGAAUUUGGUACUGCUGGUGGAACCAAUCUACAAGCUGUGACUAACUGGAAUUAUGCUUCUAUUUGCAGAGGUCAAUAUUCAUUAAUAGAAAAAUUAUCACAGGAAGUUCCUGAUCCAUUAAAAUAUGUGGUCUUCUGUGGCCUCAGAAAACAUGCUGAAUUAAGUGGAAAAAUGAUGACAGAAUUGAUAUAUGUACAUAGUAAAUUAAUGAUAGUAGAUGAUGAUACAGUUAUAAUUGGCUCUGCUAAUAUUAAUGAUAGAAGUAUGUUAGGAAAACGUGAUAGUGAACUAGCUGUGAUAGUAGAAGAUAAUCAGAAAACUGGUGUUCAAAUUAACGGAAAAGAACAUAUGGUUGGAAAAUUUGCAUCAUCUAUACGUACUACUUUAUUUAGGGAACAUCUUGGUUUAGACAGUGAUGAUUUAGAUAUAACUGAUAUAGUACAUGAUGAUUUUUAUAAAGGUGUUUGGAUAAAACAAGCUGUUGUUAACACCACUAUUUAUGAUAAAGUUUUUAACUGUAUUCCUUGUGAUUUUGUGCAUACAUUUCAACAACUUCGAGACUACACAAACUCACCAUCAUUAAGUGAAUCUAACCCAAGUGAAGCUCGAGAGAAAUUAAAAGGAGUAAAAGGACAUUUAGUAUUGCUUCCACGAGAUUUCCUCAAAUCAGAGAAUUUGGCUCCUGCUAUUGGAACUAAGGAGGCAUUAUUACCUUCUACCCUAUACACAUAA